CGUGACUAUCUCGCAAUCAGCUGAUCUCGGACUCUUUCCCGUAAUGCCGUUGCGAUCUGAGCAGUCAGCUGUUGUGUCACAAGUGAACAUCCUUAACCAACAAAUUGCACGGAUAUUCGUCUAGUUCUGGGCGAUCUGGGCAUCCAGGAACGUGUCGCGGUGCCGGCAUACCUCGGCAACCCAGCUGACUAGAUAAUACGACGAAGUUCUUUUUAGGAUGUUUAAAGAAAACGAUAAUGGAACAGGAGGAUGCAACGGCGGACCACCUCGUCCUCGGAGACUAUUUCCCCGAUUUUCCCUGCGAAGAUUAUUGUAUUCCAGUCCUCUCAUCGGUCGCCGCAUCACGAGAACGCCUAGCGCAAGUAAUAGGAAUGCAAAAGCUAAAGAUCAAACGAGCGGCAGGAUGACAGAUGUUGAGAAGGGAGAAGCCAGAGUAAGCAAUGGAUCGAGCCAUUUUCAAUUUCACAACAUAGAUCUACAACGUGCUUCCAGCAAAGGCUCUGUACUUUCUUCUGCAGGAAAGAGUAAUGAGAAUGGAUUAAUGGAAUGUCCAUUGUGCUUGGCCGAGCUACCAAUAGAAUUUUUUCCUGUUAUCCAAUCUUGCCAUCAUCGCAGUUGCUAUGAUUGUUUUCAACAAUAUCUGAAAGUAGAAAUCUCUGAGUCCAGAGUCAAUAUUGCUUGCCCUGAGUGUUCUGAACCGCUACAUCCAAAUGAUAUUCGGAUGAUCCUGAAUGAUCAAACACAAUUAGAGAAGUACGAGGAUUUUAUGGUUCGAAGAGUCCUCGCAGUAGAACCCGACGCAAGAUGGUGUCCUGCUCCAGAUUGCAGUUUUGCUGUAAUCGCCAGCGGUUGCGCCUCGUGUCCAAAAUUACGUUGCGAGCGACCUGGUUGCGAUUCGUACUUUUGCUAUCAUUGUAAAGCUCGCUGGCAUCCUAAUCAAACGUGUGAUGCUGCAAGAGCGCAACGUUCUCAAUAUUACGAACGUAGUUCUUCCUUAAGUUUCAGCCAAAGUGAUUCACAACAUAGAGAUGAUAUAAAACCAUGUCCGAGAUGUCAGGUUUUGAUUGUCAAGAUGGAUGAUGGAAGCUGUAAUCACAUGACAUGUGCAGUUUGUGGCGCAGAGUUUUGUUGGCUCUGCAUGAAGGAAAUAAGCGAUCUUCAUUAUCUUAGUCCUUCUGGUUGCACAUUUUGGGGUAAAAAACCGUGGUCUAGAAAGAAAAAAAUCCUUUGGCAGCUUGGAACUCUGGUGGGAGCACCAAUUGGAAUCGGUCUCGUCGCUGGUAUAGCAUUUCCGGCCAUGAUCAUAGGUAUACCAGUGUGGGUAGGACAAAAAUUGUAUACAAGAUACGAGAAAGCUAACAAGCACAAGAGAAAUGCUUUUAUCGGGGGAGUUACUGCAUCGGUUCUAGUGUCACCAGUAUUGGCAGGAUUAGCCGUGGGUAUCGGCGUACCAAUCUUAUUGUUUUACGUCUAUGGAGUGGUGCCGGUGUCUCUCUGCCGAAGCGGAGGUUGCGGUGUCUCCACGAGUGGUACCGGAGUUCGUUUCGAUUUUGAUGACGAAAACGAGCUGAUGGGGGCUCUAGGCGUGCGCAACAUAGACGCGGCAUCGAUAGACGUCGCGAGUCACCGGGGCGGCAAUCCUUCAAUAGGGGAGGCCUCGCUUUCGUUGGGUAGUGGCAGUCAGUUGGAGAAAUUGGGUCGGGAAAAUGAUCGCGAAAGCGCCAGCAACGUGGCCCUUGCUGGCACUAGUCUUGCGGGAAGUAUAGCUUCCAGCGUACUUCCCGGAGGUCAAAGGCUGGAGGUCCAGGCUGACGUUACGUCCACGCAACGCUUCAGUUCGUGUAGCGAGACAGCUUCCGCGGCUACUAGUUUGUCAGAAAAAUCCGUAAACGCUUCCAUUGCUUUAGACGAUGGUGCGGCCUCCACAAGAGCAUUGGCUGGCUCAGUUCUCAACUUUAAGAUUGAUGGUAGUUCGAUCAGUGGUGGCAGAAGUACAGAAGGAGAACAAGCAGCCAGCUCUACUAAUGGCGGUCACAUGGACUCUGCUGGACAGGCAACUUCUUUAAGUUCAUUAGAAGAAGUGGCACCUGGUUUAGCAAAACGAACUCGUCGUAAACUCACAUUUGAUCGUCAAUGUAGCGACUCAAGUAACUGGACUAUGUGCGGGGAGGACGGUGGUUCGGAACGAGUACGAUUCGAUGAUCACGUCAGUGUAAUCGAAGCAGAUCAAGAGAGGGUGGUGGGUGGCAAGUUGGAAAGCUGCGGAAUGAAUAAUCGUUCAACGGGAAGCCGUAAACGAAACAAAGAUACAGAACCAGAAACGGAAUCUCAAAAGUCUAAGAAUUUGAAUGGCGAGUUGAAUGUCGAGAGCCCUGUAGAUGAAACUUCGCGGGAGCGCAUCAAUGUGGCCACUUUAAGAAAUGUAUUUUUUCACACUUCAGUGGUAUCUACAGAUCGCGAGAAACGAUUGUCUGUUAUAGAGGAACCGAUACCAACAGUGUCACAGAUUUCCGGCAAUCAAAUAUUCACGCCUUGUGACGAAGGCCAAAGCCUUACUAGUACAGACGAAAGCUUGCAUUGCUAAGAAAUUUAAGACUGAGCCUGUGGAUGUCGAUGAUAGCACGUGUCUCUCAAAACGACGUAUGUAUAGAUGCGUAU
This is a messenger RNA of Nylanderia fulva, 2658 nucleotides long. Its product is annotated as E3 ubiquitin-protein ligase RNF19A. Gene Ontology annotation, biological process: protein ubiquitination. NCBI's taxonomy places the organism in Eukaryota, Metazoa, Arthropoda, Insecta, Hymenoptera, Formicidae. The record is from RefSeq and is a predicted model, not a curated record. Gene Ontology annotation, molecular function: zinc ion binding; ubiquitin-protein transferase activity.